Messenger RNA from Iphiclides podalirius (scarce swallowtail), 762 nucleotides. NCBI's taxonomy places the organism in Eukaryota, Metazoa, Arthropoda, Insecta, Lepidoptera, Papilionidae. The record is from the annotation of a GenBank genome assembly.
AUGGUCGACUCUGUUUGCCGUCUAGCCGAUAAGUAUAACCUAAGUACAUGGGUGCCUCAAUUUAAAACAGAAGAAGGUAAAGACACUAAGGUAAAAUACUUCAAGUUUUUAAGUGGUGUUCCAGACUGCGCUACAACACAACAAAGGCCUAUAUUUUACUUUGGAAAAUCUGAAGAUGAACUAAAUCUAUUAUCAGAUGGUCGUCUUAGACAUCUCAUUCAUCAUGAACACACUUCUGAUAGUAUCAAAGAUGAUGUGGGAACUAAUACAUAUUCAUUACAUGCACCAAUCGUCAUACCAGUGGUUAAAGAACCAUCAUCAUACAUUCAUGAUAAGAAUAAAUACUGCAUGGAUAAGAUAUUUAUGACAAGCACAAAUUUGACAGACAUAAUUCUGUAUAUAAGCCUGUUGGGUGCCUUUUUUUGGUUAAACAGUUUCGGAUUUUAUAUCUGGAAAACAUUUAAAUCAAGGAAUGUAUUUCUGAGAGUAACUGAUGUAAGGAAAUACUGCUACUAUUCAAGUGUGGUGUGGUCUAGUGUUAUAGUAAUGGCAGCAAUGGCAAUCUGUGCUCAUUUUUUGCUGGAUACGGGUACUAACCCAUACCGAAAGAUGCGGACUCAGUUCUCUUCUUCCAUUUUAAUAGAUGAUAUGGAACAAGAAACAAUUGGUUGGCUGGUUAAAAGGAUGUUUCGAUCUUUUCUUGCAACUGUUUUUGAUAAUGACAACAUCAUGGCUGUUCCUACUUUUAUCAUGGCUAAAUUU